GCAGCCGCCCCGCCCCGGCUUCUCCCGCUCCUGCGGGCGCACGAGCUGCUGGCGGAGUUUGCCCGGCCGGCUGGUGUGGUCCCUUCUCCUUCCUUUCCCUCGUCGUGUGGUUUUCCUUGUGGUUUCUGGCUCGGGGGGAGCGGUGGCUGCGGAGGGAAGCGCGCUGCUCCCCGCGGUGCGGAUGCGUGUGGACGAGACCUCGGGAAAAGAGCUCCCGACGUUUCCAAAAAUACCCCCAAACCCAAACAAACCACCCACUUGGAUAAUUAAACCGGUUUUUGCCAAUUUGCAGUGUUGUUAAGGGUGAUUUAAUUCCUACUGCCAGUCCAAUCCCCAGGCUUCCUGGCACAGAGGCAGCUUUUCCAAGGCUAUUCCAAACACUGGAAAUGAUAUUUGUUUACACAGCUCAGAGAGACAGCAUGAAGCAGCUCCCAUAGACAAUGUUGUCCAUGACCUGGAUGGUUCAGGCCUGAGGUUCUUCCACACCACAUAGAGUACAAGGUAACUGCUACUGGUAGAGAUCACCUUUAAAAGGGAACAUGGAUUUAAUAAAUUCAACUGAACUAAAUGGUACAUCAGAAGAACUCUUCGAAUGGGCGACAUCCAAGAUUCUCAUUUCCAUUACUCUGUCUGUGCUUGCACUAAUGACAACGGCCAUCAAUUCUCUCGUGAUGACUGCAAUAAUAGUGACAAGAAAGCUCCACCACCCUGCCAACUACCUAAUCUGCUCUCUUGCAGUGACUGAUUUCCUUGUGGCAGUCCUAGUGAUGCCCUUCAGCAUUGUCUACAUUGUAAAGGAGACCUGGAUCAUGGGGCAGGUGGUGUGUGACAUUUGGCUGAGUGUGGACAUUACGUGCUGCACAUGUUCCAUCUUGCAUCUCUCUGCCAUUGCUUUGGACCGGUAUAGAGCAAUCACGGAUGCUGUGGAAUAUGCACGGAAAAGGACACCUAAGCAUGCUGGCAUCAUGAUUGCAGUGGUAUGGAUCAUAUCCAUUUUUAUUUCCAUGCCACCAUUGUUUUGGCGGCACCAGACAACCAGCAGGGAUGACGAGUGCAUCAUCAAACAUGACCACAUUGUUUUCACCAUUUACUCAACAUUUGGCGCCUUCUAUAUCCCACUGGCCUUGAUUCUAAUCCUUUAUUACAAGAUAUACAAGGCAGCAAAGACAUUUCACAGAAGAAGUGUCAGCCGGAUUGUAAGAGAGGAAGUUAAUGGACAAGUCCUUUUGGAUGCAGGUGAAAGAAGUACCAAAUCGGGUUCAAUGCCUAGCACAGCAGAGAAGACAUCAGAUCCUCUUGUGGACUGCGAUAAAAUCAAUAACACUAUACGAAGCCCCAGGUCUGAAUCUAAGCAUGAUAAGUCCUGGAAAAAACAGAGAAUCUCUAGCACAAGAGAGCGAAAAGCAGCAACUACGCUGGGUCUGAUCUUGGGGGCAUUUGUGAUCUGCUGGCUCCCCUUUUUUGUAAAAGAAGUAGUUGUUAAUACCUGUGAAAGAUGUCACAUCUCAGAAGACAUGUCUAAUUUCCUAGCAUGGUUGGGAUAUAUAAACUCCCUCAUUAACCCUCUGAUAUACACAAUCUUUAAUGAAGAUUUCAAAAAAGCCUUCCAGAAGCUUGUGCAGUGUAGGCAAUAUCUUUAAGAGCUUUUGUUCCUAUAAGCAGAAUAUACUCAUUUUUUUUUUAACCUGUAUAAAUUUAUAUAACUGAGAUGGCAUUUGUUGUAUUUAAGGAAAAGCACCAAGACUCUGCAUUUACAUUAUGACUUUUUUGUAUCAGUAGUAAUGGGAGUAUAAAUUGCCCAAGUUUUAAAGAGUUGGAUCACCUGGGAUCAGUUUUACUCUGAUAAAAGAGGCAGCAUAUUGUGGCUGUGAUGCAGCUGGGAUUUGCACAGCUGCCUAGCUUGAAGCAUAAGGUAUUAUCUUAAAUAUGAAGGAACUAAACAAAGAAAGGGUUUUUUUAAAGUAACUCUCAGUCAUCAAUGAAAUUUUAAGUAAAACAGCACACAGGUUUUAAACCCUAAUCAUAGAUAAGAAGAUAGAAAAUACCCCUUGGAAUUAAGACAUGAUUCUAUUAGUUUGACGCAGGUCAGCAUCAUACAGCAAACCAUUCCCAGCACAGGGCGGCUUUAAACAUGUCUAGCAUCAUCCUAUGUUGAUUUGCUGAGUGCAGCUGCAGCCCCACCUUCUCCUGUAGAUGAAAAACUUCCCUGUAUAAUGCUGUCACAGUACCGCAGCAGUCGGCAAGGUGCUUUCAUGGGUUACAUCAGUUUCAUAGCAAGCGAAUGUUGUAAGCCUUCUGCCACUGUUCAUCUGCAACAGAUGUAGGCAUAUCCUCAAGGGAAACAGCCAGACAGCUAGGGCAUCUCUGGUGACCUAGGUACACAUAGUGCCUGGUGCUCUGAGAUUGCCUCAGUAGGAACUAGAGAGGGUAAGUUCAUCAAGAACAGUUGGUCCUCCUUGUGAAGAUGUUAGAAGCAAGAGACAUCUCUUUCUUCAUGUCUUCAUCCUUACUUCACACGUCUGGCCGGGCACAGACCCUAUGACUCUCAACACCAAACCUAGACACACAGUUUGUGCCUGGGGCCUCAGAGUAUUGCUGAUGGUCAGUGGCUUAGUGAGGUUUGGUUGAGGGCCACCUAAUGAAGAAUUCAGGCUGACAGCUCUGGCUUAGCACUUUCAGCUGUCCAAACUUAGAAGCCAAAUGUCCUCCAAGUCUUCUCUCAACUGCCUUAAGCACUAGGGCUGUGCACCCUCUUUCCAAGCAUGUGUGAAUGCAGAAAUCAACCACAGUGCUGGCAGCAUGGGUCUCGGGGAUAAAAGCCAUGUAGGAGCUUCUCCAGUAAGGGCAGGGGGGAUGACCUCAAUAUGCAGUGCACGCAUGGGCAGAAGAUCCUGUGGGAUGUUUGUUGUCUGAUACCUCUAAACUCCUCCUUCCCCCACAGCAUAUAAUCUAUGGUCUCAGUCCAUGGAGCUAAAAGGAACUUAUAGGCGUUCUAGUCAGCCCUGGCCUGCUGGUUCAGUCAAAGAUAACCACAAUGAACAAGUCCCUUUGUGGGCUGCCUUCUAAGGCUUCAAAGACAGCACCUUGGCAAAUCUUCAUUUACAUGUUCUAGAUGCCAAGCUACAGUGCUAGCGACUGCAAGAACAGCCCUUGCCUCAAAACCAGCAGUGCAAGUUUAUCAAGCUAAGAGUACUAACAGAGCAGUGGGGAUUUACCCCUGAGUGCAGAUGAAUACCCAAGAGCCACACCAGAACCGAGGGAUGGGGUUUGCACUAUUUGGGAUACACAGAUUCAGGCUGUGUCACUAAGACUCCGGCUUUGAAUUCACUGCCAGACAGUCAAUGCUGUGUAGCAGUAACAGGGACUUGAGGUUCCUUACAGAAACUACAAACCCCACUGUCAGGAGCAGUAGUCUCCUGCAAAGGUGUUCUGGUUUGGCAUGUGGACCAGCAACAUAGGGACACCACAGAGAGGCUGAGACAUAAGACCACUAUGCACACCUUUAGUUUGGGAAAGGUAUCACUGAUCUUUGCAGUUGUUCUUCCAAGAGACUCUCAGUGAUUUGUAUCAGACAAGAAAACCCAGAAAGAAGACAUCAGUGUCAUUUUUCUCUCUCUUUUCCCCUCCCCUGUAUGAAAAACUCUGGAGUUUAAUAUUUUUUUUUUUAUUUUGCCCACUAGCUGCCAGCUGACACAACAGCUGUUAGAGAUGUUUCUUGCAAGAUGACAAAGGUUUGAAACCUGAGAUAUUGAACUAAUUUGCAUCUGUCACUUGCAACUUACUGUAUUCUGCUUUCACGUCAAGGUCCAAAUGAGAUGCUAUUCAGAAGUACUAGAAACAGUACAUUUGCAUUACUGUUGAUUUUAACCCAGCCAGGAAUCUAAUGGAAAUCUCGCUUUUCAUGCUGUGUAGCUCUAGCACAGCAGCAGCACAGCUAAAUUUUGAAGAUAUUAGAUGCGACAGAAUGGAAUUUGGCUCAUGCUCAGUGCAUGCUAGUGCACUUUACUACCAUUGCAGUCAGAGCACAGCCUCUGCAGCCCCUGUGACCUCAGCAAUGACUGCAUUAUGCUGAAAGAAAAAACAUCUUUAAACAUCAUCUGUUCUCUACCAUCUUCAGAAAGAGCCAUGGAAUUCAGCUUUCUAAAAGGAUUAGCAUAUUAACAGAAGGCAGCAAAGGAAACCCCAACAAAACAUUUAAGUUGAAGACCUCUGUUUCCCACAUUUCCUGAGUACUGAGUCAUAGCAUUGGAUAUUUAGAAGCAGGACUUCCUCUCCUCCUGCUUCUCCCUUAAUGACUGCUAAAGGGUAGAGUAUAUUGUUUUUUGCCUUACAUAUAAAAAGUUUGACAAUAUCCUAUGAAAUCAAAUUGGAAGAAACCAUAUGGGUUGCUUUUGAGAGGAAAAGACACUUAAAAUGCUCAUGUUUAAAUAUUAUUGAAUAAAGCUCAAAGAAUUGAACGAUAUGUAGAUAAACAGAAAACAGCUGUCAUUUAUGCACUGUAUUAUACUCUGAAUCUAAUUAAGCUGCUAAACAUUUCUCAAGAUGCAGGGUUGUUUCUUUUGUAUUAUUUUCACUGAGCUGUAUCUGCUCAUCCUUCAACAUUCUAGCGGUGGAAGAUGCAACUACAAGAAAUUUAAGCAAAAAAAAGCAGGAAGUUAUCCUAUUAAAAGCACUUGCGGCUUGUGGAUCAUCAUUUCUUGGUGUCUGACUGCAUCUCAUCACUCAUUCUCUAACAGAAUCCACUGUGCCAAACACUCUAUCACACAUCCUUACAAAGUAUCGUUUCAUCUCUAGGAUUUAUCCAUGCGUGUGAUGUGUUAAGAAAAAAAUUUAUUUCCUCCUUUAAAAUGCAUAAAGGCUAAGAUUUCUGUGGGAUGCUGCUUUCCCUUCCCCACAGAGUACACAGGCAUCCACUGGAGCUUAACACUGGAUUCAAGGAACAAGAGGGAGCACCAUUUUAUGCAUUGGAGCUAAGAUUUUUUGCAAGUAGCUCUGUGCCCUGGGAUAGUUCAGUCUCAGCAAACAGAAAAAAUAAUGUCUCGUUUCCAAUCUCUAUUUAUCAGAAGACUGCGCAUAUGUAUUGCAGGGAAAGGGUUUACAUCCUUCCUAAUGUUUGCACAAAGCUUGCUGUUUGCUGCCGAGCAUCCACCCAUCAUUUUAGAUUUCUUCUAACACCCAGAGAACUGGAUUUGGAGCAGCUGACCUGCUCCCACUUUCCCACAGAGAAUGAUUCCUGAAACAGCUGUGAACACUAUAUCCAGUUCAGGUAGAUGGGUUUUGCUAACAGCAAGCAGUUAAAUAUACCUCAUUAUCCUGUACUCAUUUCUUUCCUUUCCUCCAUGCCAGAUGCUUUAUUGGUGUCCUUUCCUUUUGAAGAUCACAUAUCCCUACAAAGGGAUUGAGGGUGCAAAUAUACUUUUGUUCUAAUGAUGCAGUCACACUUGUUAACGCAUGACUGUACCACCCAGAAACACCCACCUCAUUCCAAAUGCGCUUUUGGCAGUCACUGUCUUCAGCUGGUGCCUAAUUGUUCUUGAUGCUAGGGAGAUACAUGGAAAUAAUUAUGUGCCAAAUUAUUUUCUCCAGUAGUUACAAACUCAGCACAUUAUUUCUAGGCAAGUACACAUUACUAUUUGGCCUUUGCAUUUCAGAUUCCCGUGCAGAAGGGAAACAGAAAAUCACCACUGUAACCAUUGGACUAUUUUGAACUCUGCACACUAAAGAGUAAAUGCUGAAGAAAAGCA
Cuculus canorus (common cuckoo) is the source of this 5744-nucleotide messenger RNA. RefSeq names its product 5-hydroxytryptamine receptor 1F (gene HTR1F). The record is from RefSeq and is a predicted model, not a curated record. Gene Ontology annotation, molecular function: neurotransmitter receptor activity; G protein-coupled serotonin receptor activity. The transcript has 4 exons. Bases 540 to 1640 code for a protein of 366 amino acids. Lineage: Eukaryota; Metazoa; Chordata; Aves; Cuculiformes; Cuculidae. Gene Ontology annotation, cellular component: dendrite; plasma membrane. Gene Ontology annotation, biological process: G protein-coupled receptor signaling pathway, coupled to cyclic nucleotide second messenger; chemical synaptic transmission.